GGGAGAAGGGGGAGAUAGGCAUGAGCGGAAAAAAAAAACAGUAACUACAACUAACCCAAGCUCCACAACUAAAACAACGGACUAUUGGCCGACUCACCACAGCUUCUCCCGCCGGUAAAGUCUUCCCAAACCUCUCGGACGUCCACUGGAACAAGUCAACAUAUUUCCAGGAUUGUCUACUACACAGAAUAUGACAGACACCUAGCAGCAGUGUCGGCAGGGAAAACCAUGGCGACGGCCUACCUGGACCCCAACCUGAACCAUGCCCUCCUGGGAGGCGCCAAAUCACGGCUAAGCGGGGGGGCGUCGGACCGAUCCAUGGCUGGCUCCGUGGACAGGGUUCUGAAAGUCUUCCAUCACUUCGAGACCAACACUGAACACAGCUGCUGGUCCUCCAAUAUCAGAUAUGGAGAUGCGACCGAUGUCAGGGGAAUCAUCCAGAAGAUUCUGGACAUCCACAAAGUGCGCUGGACGUCUUGUUUUGGCCUGCGUCUCAGCAACAGCCAAUCCAGAGACCAGGUGCACUGGCUCCACCCGGAUAUGGGCGUGUCCCACGUCAGAGAAAAUUAUGACCAGGCACGACCAAAUGAGGAGUGGAGGUAUGAGCUAAGGAUCCGGUAUCUUCCAAAGGGCUUUGUGCAGCAGUUUACAGAAGACAAACCUACACUCAACUACUUCUACCACCAGGUGAAGAAUGACUACAUGACUGAAAUUGGAGAACAGGUGGAACAAGAUGUUGCUCUAAAACUGGGCUGUCUAGAAAUCAGGAGGUUCUUCAAAGAGAUGAGAGGAAACGCCCUGGACAAGAAAUCCAACUAUGAACUAUUGGAGAAAGACGUUGGUUUGCGGCGUUUUUUCCCAAAAGACCUGUUGGAUUCAGUCAAGGCCAAAACUCUUCGAAAGCUGAUUCAGCAGACAUUCAAGCAGGUAGCCAAUCUCAACGACGAGCAGUGCAUCCUGAAGUUCUUGGAGAUACUCGCACCAAUCUAUCGCUACGACAAGGAGUGCUUCAAAUGUGCCCUCGGGUCCAGCUGGGUGAUCCAGGUGGAGUUAGCUAUCGGGCCAGAGGAAGGGAUCAGCUACCUCACUGACAAGGGAUCCACGCCCACCCAUCUAGCUAACUUUAACCAAGUUCAGUCCAUCCAGUACUCCGCCAUGGAGGAGAAGGACCGGAAAGGGAUGCUACAGCUCAACGUAGCCGGAGCUGCUGAGCCUCUAACAGUUACGACAGCAUCGCUGACCAUGGCGGAGAACUUGGCUGACUUGAUUGACGGCUACUGUCGGCUCAUCUCCAUGGAAACUCACUCUUUCAUCGUCAGAUUUCAGAAAGAGGGAGAGAGAGCUCUGCCUUCCAUCCCAAAAGUGUCCAACAAUGAGAAAAAGUUAGAAGCAGUCAGGAGUGGAGUGAGAGCCAUCUCUGUCUCAGAGGAUCUUAGUGGGGAUGAGACGGAUGACUAUGCUGAGAUAGUUGAUGAAGAGGACACAUACACCAUGCCCUCCACGCGGGAUUAUGAGAUCCAGAGGGACAGGAUAGAGUUGGGCCGCUGCAUAGGAGAGGGGCAGUUUGGAGAUGUCCACCAAGGAGUCUAUAACAGCCCGGACAAACCAUCUCUAGCUGUCGCCAUUAAGACGUGUAAGAACUGUACAUCCGACAGCGUCAGAGAAAAGUUCCUACAAGAAGCAUUGACAAUGCGUCAGUUUGACCACCCUCACAUUGUUAAGCUGAUCGGAGUGAUCACAGAAAACCCCGUGUGGAUCAUCAUGGAGCUGUGUACUCUGGGAGAGUUACGUUCCUUCCUUCAGGUGAGGAAGUACAACUUGGAUUUGGCCUCUCUCAUUUUGUUUGCCUACCAGCUCAGCAUGGCGCUCGCAUAUCUGGAGAGUAAACGCUUUGUUCACAGGGACAUAGCAGCACGCAAUGUUUUGGUCUCUACAGUCGACUGCGUGAUGCUCGGAGACUUUGGUCUGUCGCGAUACAUGGAGGACAGCUCUUACUACAAAGCUUCUAAAGGUAAACUUCCUAUCAAAUGGAUGGCUCCUGAAUCUAUCAACUUCAGAAGAUUCACCUCUGCCAGUGACGUCUGGAUGUUUGGUGUGUGCAUGUGGGAGAUCUUAAUGUUCGGCAUCAAGCCCUUCCAGGGAGUGAAGAACAACGACGUGAUUGGCAGAAUAGAGAACGGCGAGCGAUUGGCUAUGCCUCCUCAGUGCCCGCCCACCCUCUACAGUUUGAUGACCAAAUGUUGGUCGUAUGACCCCAGCAAGCGACCGCGAUUCACAGAACUCAAAACACAACUCAGCACCAUACUGGAGGAAGAGAAGCUUCAACAAGAGGAGAGAAUUCGAAUGGAGAUGAGGAGACAAAUCACCGUGUCCUGGGACUCUGGAGGGCCCGAUGAAGCACCGCCUAAACCCAGUAGACCAGGUUACCCAAGUCCUCGUUCCAGUGAAGGCUUCUUUUCCGGCCCCCAACUCAACCACUUCCCGCCGUCAGCCCAUGGUGGUGUAGGAGGAGUAGGGGGCAGCUACCCACCUAUUGAUACCUGGAAUCAACACAGACCUGAACACACUGCACUGUGGAGCCCUAACAUGGAGGACGAUGGAUGUGUAGGCCAUGCUGUGAUGGAGGAGAGGCUGAUGAUGCAGCAACAACAGAUGGAGGACGACCAGCGGUGGCUGGAGCAGGAGGAGAGCUUCAUGGUUAUGAAGGCAGAGUCCAGAAACAGCAGAGGAAGCAUCGACAGAGAAGACGGCACACUACAAGCACCGUGUGGAAACCAACAUAUUUACCAGCCUAUAGGGAAACCAGAACACGUGGCUCCUCCUAAGAAACCACCCCGCCCUGGAGCUCCUUGUCACCUAGGCAACCUGGCCAGUCUUUGCCCCAUUGACAGCUACAAUGAAGGGGUGAAGUUGCAGCCUCAGGAGAUCAGUCCCCCCCCCACGGCCAACUUGGAUCGCUCUAACGACAAAGUGUACGAGAACGUGACGGGAUUGGUCAAAGCUGUGAUUGAGAUGUCCAACAGGAUUCAGCCUGCGGCCCCAGAGGAGUACGUCCCCAUGGUCAAGGAGGUGGGACUGGCACUCAGGACUCUGCUAGCGACAGUGGACGAGACACUUCCUGUUCUGCCGGCCAGCACACACAGAGAGAUCGAGAUGGCCCAGAAGCUGUUGAAUUCAGAUCUGGCCGAGUUAAUAGCGAAGAUGAAACUGGCCCAGCAGUAUGUCAUGACAAGUUUACAAAAGGACUACAAGAAACAGAUGUUGAUGGCGGCCCACGCCCUCGCAGUCGACGCCAAGAACCUGCUGGAUGUCAUCGACCAAUCACGACUCAAGAUGAUCCGCCCGCAAUAGUGUCUGCUGCUGUGAAGAUGGAGUGUGCAGUAGCUCGUAGCCAAUCACAGAGAGAAGAGAACACUUAGAUCAGUGACGGACAGACGGAAUAAUGAAUUAACUGAUGGAUAGCAGACAUGACUGACUGAAACAAUCAGCUCCCUCAUCUCCUCCUUCAAUUCAUCGUUUCUUUUUUUUGCUCUCUGGCAACGGCGAUGUUUUGCUAAAUAUUUUCAUGUUUUGUACUUUUGUUGCAUUAUUUUGCUUUUGUAUCCAGAGAAAUGCUCUUGUCCUCCAUCAAGUAUCCUCAAAGAUGAUUUUUUUUUUUUUUUUUUUUUUUUUUAUCAUUCAAUACUACUUUUUAAUCUUUGAAGAGAGUGAAUCAAAGAAAGGUUUCAGAGGCUCACGUGAAGGACUGCAGAGAUAUUUUGGUGUUUGGACACACCAAAAUGUGCCACAUAAACCCGACUAACAGUCCCCACUUAUGAUGUAACAACUGGAACUGAAGAGCCAGGACGAGGAGGGUAAUGAAGAUGAUAUGAUAAUGUCGCUGUGUAAACAUGCUUUUAUAUCAUUAUUAAUUAUUACUAUUACUAUUUUCAGCCUUGACUCCUACAGUACGUCUGUGUUCAGUCUUCCUCUUGAAAAUUCAAUGGGCAAAAAUAAGUGAUUUACAGCUGCUCAUAACUGUCAUAACUUCAUCUCUUUUUUUUUUUGUUCACCUACUCUUUAGACCUCUAUCUCAGGCAUCAUGAGACAGAGGUCAUCAUGAGCAUAACAAUAAAAUAUGAAAGCUGUAUUUUGAAGAACAAAGAACAAAUGUCACAGGCCACUUUUUAAGUUAACUUUCAUCGUAAAUAUACAUAGAGGCUAUAUUUUUAACACGUUUCUGAGGCAUGAAUUGUUAGUGAAUAAGGGAGAAAGACAGAGGUGGGGGAAGGGGGAAUUUUUGAAGUUACAACGGUGGUCCUAAUUAUUAUGUACAGUAGGUAACUGCCAGAUGUACUGCAAAACACAAAAAAAGGAUUAUUUCCAUUAAAACGAUUUUUGUUUUAUUCAAUAAUUCUGCAUUUUUAGCAGCAACUCCCUUUUCAUUUUUGCAAAAGUUUCUACAAAAAUGUCAAAAUUCCCGGAUUAUUUUUUUUAAUUGUUUUGUAUAUUGAAGCAGAAUUCUGUUGUUGCAUCAAUUGAGUUGCAGGGUCCUUCAAUCCUCACAAAUGUUCACUCAAACAACAUCCAGUGGAAGCUUUCAGUUACGCCCAAAUUGGAUUUUCAGGAACAUUUAAAUAGUUUUUGGGGGAUUAAAAUUCUGUUUCAUAUUUAAAGUAGAAGAGGGGUUUGUGGCCAAAAUGGAGCACAGGUCCCGUCCUCUGGGUUUAUCUUGUAAAUUGUUCAUGUCCAACAUGAUUUGCAUUUGAUCUCCCUUCUAUCAGUCCUUCUGUGUUUCUUCUCCGUCUUUCUACCUUAUUUAUACUUUUAUCCCCCCCCCCCCCCCACACACACACACACACUUUUCCUCCCUCUGUUACUGCCCCUCCCUCCCCUCCCCCUCAUAUUGCUCUCCUCCCUCUCUGACUCUCUCUCCAUUCCACCGUUCGUUCUCUCCCCCCUGAGUUGAGCAAUAUUCUCAGGAAGGAGUCACAUGUACAGUUGCUAAACCAAGCAAAUAAAAACACUG
This is a messenger RNA of Anoplopoma fimbria (sablefish), 5008 nucleotides long. It is a transcript of the gene ptk2aa, whose product is annotated as protein tyrosine kinase 2aa. The transcript has 34 exons. The record is from RefSeq and is a predicted model, not a curated record. Gene Ontology annotation, cellular component: focal adhesion; cytoskeleton. Lineage: Eukaryota; Metazoa; Chordata; Actinopteri; Perciformes; Anoplopomatidae. The coding region runs from base 229 to 3351 and encodes 1040 amino acids. Gene Ontology annotation, biological process: signal complex assembly; protein phosphorylation. Gene Ontology annotation, molecular function: protein tyrosine kinase activity; ATP binding.